Venustampulla echinocandica is the source of this 1536-nucleotide messenger RNA. RefSeq lists its product as uncharacterized. The transcript has 3 exons. NCBI's taxonomy places the organism in Eukaryota, Fungi, Ascomycota, Leotiomycetes, Helotiales, Pleuroascaceae. Bases 1 to 1536 code for a protein of 511 amino acids. Gene Ontology annotation, cellular component: plasma membrane; fungal-type cell wall. The record is from RefSeq and is a predicted model, not a curated record. Gene Ontology annotation, biological process: fungal-type cell wall organization.
AUGGAGUCCAGAUGGCGAAGGCGUUGUGUCGACUCAGCCGUUUUGGCGAUAAUCCUUCUGGCUGGUCUGAGUAAUGGUGAUAAUUGUACAUCGCCGAGUGGCUUCACCAUUGAAUCCCAAGCCGCCGCAGACGCGUUAAACAACUGUAGCACCAUCACUGGAGAUGUCAACAUCCAGGGCAACGACCUGACACAGAUCACCCUGAAUGGCAUCGAAAAAAUCCAUGGCAACCUUGCCGCCUCAUCCUGUGAUGGAUUGCAGACCAUCUCGGCCCCAGCCCUAUCAAAAAUCUCCUCCAACUUCACCCUCUCUAGCCUCCCACUUCUCGCGAGCCUCAACUUUCCUUUCCUAGAUAACGUCAAUGGGGGAAUAUACUGGGAUACACUGUCGGAGCUUACGGAUGUUUCGUUUGGGAACUUGACGGCGCCUUCACAUGAAUUACCAGGGACGAAUGUGGAUGGGGAUAUUUCAAUAUCAAACACGGGUAUAUCCAGCCUUGCAUUCCUCAAUUUUACACACUAUUCCAAUCCGGCCACAAUCUCGAUCAAAGGCAAUCAACGACUCAGUAAUGUCAAUCUUACUGGCCUCUCCUGGGGCAGCAAUUCGUUGGCAAUUGUCAACAAUGGACUAUCGGCACAGAUCUUUCUUCCGGACUUGAGAUCUGUUGGCGCUAUCACAAUCGGCAAUGCUGGCCACAUCUACAUCCCAUCUCUCUCCGAAACACUCGCGAGUAUGGAGAUGUCCAAUAAUACGUUCAAUGUCUUCUCAGCGCCGAACCUCACGAAUAUUGGUGGGAGCCUCAUUGUCCGUAACAACGAUCUUCUGGAUGAUCUUAGUAUCCCACUUUUGACCUCUGCGAAAGGGGGCAUCACAGUUGCGAAUAACGCAGCCCUCCAUAUGAUCAACGAUUUGGGUCAGCUAUGGUUCUGCCAAGGGAACAUAACCCUUUCAGGCUAUUUUUCAAACGUCACAUUACCAAGUCUCCGUAACAUCAUCGGGGGCUUUCAUCUCAACAGCUCGAAUCCGGACUUCGACUGCACUACCUUCGACAAGCUAUCUGAUCGAAGCAGUUGGUCCUCUUCCUUCUAUUCAUGCGGUGCCUACCUCCCAGGCUCAACCAAGGAUCUAGCAAAACACUACCAAGCUCCCGACCGUGAUCUCGAACUCUCGAAACCCGUCAGAGCUAUUAUCAUUAUUCUAUCCGUUAUUGCGGGACUAUUUCUAUGUGCUCUUUUGAUGCGAUUAUAUGUGAAGAAGACGAGGGGUAGACGAGGGAGUCUGACUAGGAGUGGGAGUCGGACUGUAGCAGGAAUUGGGGCGGAAGGGGAUAUGGAUCUUGAGGAAUUGGGAGUUACGAGGUCGGUUGAGGGAGAUGGGUUGCCGAAAUAUCGGAGAGUUGGGAGGCCAGGGGAGGUCCCGCCGGGAUAUACUCCAAGUAAGAAUGUGGGUGCAAAUCAGGUGGAGACUGGGAAUGUGAAUACGGAAACGUUGAACACUGCUCGGGUAGAAGCUAGGAGAAGAUGGAUAUUUUGGUAG